UACUACAGGCUCCUUGGCGUUGACCAGACUGCGAGCACAGCCACCAUCAAGAGAGCGUAUAAGGAGCUCGCGAAGAAAUAUCACCCCGACAAGUUCAAAGGGCAGCCGCCAGUGAAGAUGGAGGAGCUGAAUCGUGCGCACGAAGUGUUAACGGAUCCUGAUCUGCGGAAGAAGUAUGACAUGUACGGGAAAGAU
Molecule: messenger RNA, 195 nt
Organism: Guillardia theta CCMP2712
Lineage: Eukaryota; Cryptophyceae; Pyrenomonadales; Geminigeraceae
Exons: 1
Source: RefSeq, a predicted model, not a curated record